AUGCCGUGGCUUGCGGGCGACGCAGGUUCCCAAGCGACGAGCGCAACGAAGAUUGGCAACAUGAAGCUCGCCGCCGCCGCUGUUUUGCUUUUGGCGCUGGCGUCCGUCGCCAGCGUGUGGUCGCUCUCCCUUAAUUGGGAGCUCAUGUGCACCGGGGCGAACCACGCCGAGGACGAGUGCCCCGAGCACCACAAAUGCGUCGCCCUUGGGGAGAAGGUCUGCAAGCAGGUCCAGGAUUGCACGACUGACAAGUAUGGCAAAGAGACCUGCACCGGCAAGCAGAUGUGCUGGGAGCAUGCGUGCGUGGGGAUCCCCAGGUACUGCGAGGUGGUCAACGCCGGUGAGGACGAGUGCGUGACCAACUACGGCAAGGACCUCGAGUGCAAGGAACUGAAAAAGCCGGAGUGCAUGAAUGAGAAGGAGUGUGAGUACGCGGACACCGACAAGUGCAAGGAGUACGACAACGUGAAGAAGGGCUGCAAGGUGUACGAGCAGGAGGAGGUGUGCAAGGACGCGGAAGUGUGCUGGACCGGCAAAUGCGUCGAGGUGCCCAAGAAGGGUGGCUACAACGCCGGCAAGUAG
Molecule: messenger RNA, 582 nt
Organism: Ostreobium quekettii
Lineage: Eukaryota; Viridiplantae; Chlorophyta; Ulvophyceae; Bryopsidales; Ostreobiaceae
Source: the annotation of a GenBank genome assembly